CCCCCGGCCCAGGUGUGCGGCGACGGAGGGGUGCCCGCGCUCGGCGCUCAGCCUGCCAUAGCCCGCGGGGGAGGCCGGAGCCAGGGAUCCGGGGAGGCCCGCGUCCCGCCAGGUUUCGCUCUGCGGACGCAGGUGCGGCCGAGCCGCCGUCCUUCCGGGCGCGGGGCGGGGCGCGCACCUCGGGGCGAUCGCGGUGCUCCUUACCUGGGAGGUCUCCUGGCUUAGUUUCGGCCUCGUUGGGGCGGAAUCUCCAAAGACAGUGGGUUUCAGCCAGAAACGCGAAGACGAACGCCUAGCCGGCGCGGGCAGAACCGAGGACACAAUGAGAUUUGUGGGACCGGGCGCCCAGAGGCUGGCGCGGGGGAGACCCCACAGCGAAAAUGCUCGGUACCCCCGGGCAGUCGUGGGUUAGUUAGAACCGCAGAGCCUUUCCCGACCCCUCGGAAGCGCAGAAGUAUCCGAAAUCUACCCGUUUCUUGGGUCCAGCAAAACUUUUAAGCCAGGUGUGAAAAUCACAAAUGUCGUCAAAUGAUGGAAGAUCCAGGAAUCGGGACAGGCGCUACGAUGAGGUCCCAAGCGACCUGCCCUAUCAAGAUAGCACCAUAAGAACCCACCCAACUCUUCAUGACAGUGAGCGGGCAGUGAGCGCUGAUCCCUUGCCACCACCCCCUCUCCCAUUACAGCCACCAUUCGGCCCAGACUUCUACUCAAGUGACACAGAAGAACCAGCUAUAGCGCCAGAUCUCAAACCAGUAAGGCGCUUUGUCCCCGACUCCUGGAAGAACUUUUUCAGAGGGAAGAAAAAGGACCCCGAAUGGGAUAAGCCGGUGUCUGAUAUCAGGUACAUCUCUGAUGGAGUGGAGUGUUCACCACCAGCCUCUCCAGCAAGACCAAACCACCGUUCGCCCCCCAACUCCUGCAAAGAUCCCUACGGAGGGUCAGAAGGAACCUUUAGUUCCCGGAAAGAGGCUGACGCAGUGUUUCCCCGGGAUCCCUAUGGAUCUCUAGACCGACACACACAAACAGUUCGAACAUACAGUGAGAAGGUGGAGGAGUAUAACCUGAGGUACUCCUACAUGAAGUCGUGGGCAGGCCUGCUGAGAAUACUGGGUGUGGUGGAGCUGCUUUUGGGGGCCGGUGUCUUUGCUUGUGUCACAGCUUACAUUCACAAGGACAGUGAGUGGUACAACUUGUUUGGAUAUUCACAACCGUAUGGCAUGGGAGGCGUUGGUGGACUGGGCAGUAUGUAUGGGGGCUAUUACUACACUGGCCCUAAGACCCCUUUUGUACUCGUGGUUGCUGGAUUAGCUUGGAUCACCACCAUUAUUAUUCUGGUUCUUGGCAUGUCCAUGUAUUACCGGACCAUUCUUCUGGACUCUAAUUGGUGGCCCCUAACUGAAUUUGGAAUUAACGUUGCCUUAUUUAUUUUGUAUAUGGCCGCAGCCAUAGUCUAUGUGAAUGAUACCAACCGAGGUGGCCUCUGCUACUAUCCGUUAUUUAAUACACCAGUGAAUGCAGUGUUCUGCCGGGUAGAAGGAGGACAGAUAGCUGCAAUGAUCUUCCUGUUUGUCACCAUGAUAGUUUAUCUCAUUAGUGCUUUGGUUUGCCUAAAGUUAUGGAGGCAUGAGGCAGCUCGGAGACAUAGAGAAUAUAUGGAACAACAGGAGAUAAAUGAGCCAUCAUUGUCAUCGAAAAGGAAAAUGUGUGAAAUGGCCACCAGUGGUGACAGACAAAGAGACUCAGAAGUUAAUUUCAAGGAACUGAGAACAGCAAAAAUGAAACCUGAACUACUGAGUGGACACAUCCCCCCAGGCCACAUUCCUAAACCUAUCGUGAUGCCCGACUAUGUGGCAAAAUACCCUGUGAUUCAGACAGAUGAUGAGCGAGAACGCUAUAAAGCUGUGUUCCAAGACCAGUUUUCAGAGUACAAAGAGCUGUCUGCAGAAGUUCAGGCCGUCCUGAGGAAGUUUGAUGAGCUGGAUGCAGUGAUGAGCAGAUUGCCACAUCAUUCGGAAAGCCAACAGGAACAUGAGAGAAUUUCAAGAAUCCAUGAAGAGUUUAAGAAAAAAAAGAAUGAUCCUACAUUUCUGGAAAAAAAAGAACGCUGUGAUUACCUAAAGAAUAAACUUUCUCACAUAAAGCAAAGAAUUCAAGAAUAUGAUAAAGUAAUGAAUUGGGAUGUACAAGGUUAUUCUUAACCCUUAUUUGAAACCACUUUAUUUUUUUAUUUGUUUUAUUUUUUUGAGAUGAAGUCUCGCUCUGUUACCCAGGCUGGAGUGCAGUGGCACGACCUCGGCUCACUGCAACCUCCACCUCCCGGGUUCAAGCAAUUCUCCUAUUCAAGCAAUUAGCCUCCCCAGUAGCUGGGAUUACAGGCGUGCGCUGCCACACCCAGCUAAUUUUUGUAUUUUUAGUAGAGACGAGGUUUCACCAUGUUAGUCAGGCUGGGAAACUACUUUUUUUAAAAAAUAGCAAGUUUACUAUUUAUUUACUGCCUUUUUAAUGCUAGCCUCUGUGGUAGAGAAGCAAGCGCUUCCCAAAUCAGCUUCCAAUUGGUUUAACCAGUAUGCAACAUUAAAGAUUUUACUCAGACAUUUUUAAACGAAUUCAAAUGUUCUAAGGGCCUUUACUAAGAAUGGAAAAAAAUCCUGUGUUCAUCUUUCUUCUGUGACCAAUUUCAUAUUCAUCUAUCUCAUUUAAAUGUGUCAUCAUUUUAGAGAUCGUAUCCUGGCGGUGUGAUGGGCAAGUGGACCAUCAAUUCUGGUGCUACUUUUUCCUUUUUUACUCAGGCAGGUUCCUAGGAUUUUUCUGGGACAAAUUUCUCUUCCUAGAGAAAUUCCUAGGGGAUUUCUAAAGGAUUUUUCUAAGGGAAAAAGGGUGACAUCUUUCAAAGGUGUCAUUUAUUCCCUUGAAAGGUGUUUGAAUCCCAGAUCAACAUUUUCAGACAUCCUGAUCUUGGGCAAAUUGCUUAAUCUCUCUGUGCCUGUUUCCUCUUCUGUAAAAUGGGGCUAAUAAUAGUCCCUUCCUCAUAGAGUUGUUAGGAUUAAAGGAGUUACUAAUAUGGUAGGAACUAUAUUAGUGUUUAUGAAGUCUACUGAAGUGUUUGUGAAAUGAAUAAAUUAUAAAGAAUGAGUCUCAAGAAAAGGUCCUUAAUGAGCAAGCCCAACCUACUUAACCAAAAGCCCAAGUGUCUGGUGCCUUUCUGUUUUGUGGUGUUAACUCAUGGCCUUAGCCUGGUGCUUCACUGUGGCUCUGUGGCCCCUAGGGUUCCACAUGGCCUCCCUGUCUUUCAUCAGUGUGACUGUACAUCUCUCCAUCUCCCCAUAGUCCAGCCUGCCCUGGACACAUUGAAUUGUAUGAAUGGUAUUGCUUUUUUUUUUUUUUUUUUUUUGAGACAGAGUCUUACUCUGUUGCCCAGACUGGAGUGCAGUGGCGCGAUCUCGGCUCACUGCAAGCUCCGCCUCCCAGGUUCACAUCAUCUUCCUGCCUCAGUCUCCCGAGUAGCUGGGACUACAGGCACCCGCCACCACGCCCAGCUAAUUUUUUUGUAUUUUUAGUAGAGAUGGGGUUUCACCGUGUUAGCCAGGAUGGUCUCGAUCUCCUGACCUCAUGAUCCACCCGCCUCAGCCUCCCAAAGUGUUGGGAUUACAGGCGUGAGCCACCAUGCCCAGCUGGUAUUGCUUUUCUAUCCCCUUUGGACAUAUAUGCUACAGUCCCACAAUGUAGCAUUUCCUUGGAAACUCCCUUUUUUUUUUUUUUUUGAGAUGGAGUUUCUCUCUUGUUGCCCAGGCUGGAGUACAGUGGUAUGAUCUUGGCUCACUGCAGCCUCUGCCUCCUGGGUUCAAGCGAUUCUCCUGCCUCUGCCUCCCAAGUAGCUGGGAUUACAGGCACCCACCACCAGGCCCAGCUAAUUUUUUGUAUUUUUAGUAGAGACAGGAUUUCACUAUGUUGGCCAGGUUGGUCUCGAGCUCCUGACCUCAGAUGAUCCACCAGCCUCGGCCUUCUGAAGUGCUGGGAUUCAGGUGUGAGCCACCGUGCCCAGCAGGGAUGCUUCAUCUUUCUAAGAAUUAUCUUGGCUUUGGACUUUAUUCAUAAAUGUUUUAUUUCUGUUAGUAUGAACAAUAGACUGCCUUAACAAAGUUUUUUUUAAAACAAAAUCGUUCUUGUUGGAUUUUAUUCAGCAGCAUCUAUCAUGUAGAUAAAUUCCCAGGUGUAGUAUUACAGCUUCUGACUAAUAUAGCUGCCAUUCAGACAAUUAAUGUUCAAAGAGUUUUCUAAAGUGAUAAAACCAAAGAAAAGCAUGUGGAAAAGCAGAAGCUUAGAAAGUUGUGGUCACUGAAUGCACUCCCUGGUUUUUAUUUGUCAGUGAAAUCUUUAUGCAUUCAUUGUUAAUAUUUUAAUUCCAUGGCUUCGUAGGCUGUGCUGUGUCUGAAGGGGUAACACCUAGGGAAACAUGAGGCCCCUUAUGGGACCCCCCAAAUGGAACAACUUCACUUUCUCUUUUAUGUAUUGAGCCCUGUGUUAACAUUUCACUUAAGAAGAGCACCAGUGCUUUAAAAAAAAAAAAAAAAAAAGAGGUAAAAUAUUACCAUUUUGAUAGACCGUAAAGAGUUAGAUUCCUGUUGAAGUGUUAAGGAAAUUUAACUUUGUGAAACGUGUAAAACAGUUUAUAAAUGUAGCUAAUCUUUGAAAAACCAAUGCAGUAACACUGAUUUGUAAAUGUUGUGGUCAAUCCCUAGGUGCAUUAAAGUUUCAGUCACCUGCCGUGUGUGUGUGUGCCCUUUUAUGUUUGCCUUCCUAGCAUUCCUGUGUUCACUGUGCAUGUUCUUGAAAAUAUUUUCACUUGUCAGAAAAUAAACUGGAAAGUCAUUG
This is a messenger RNA of Gorilla gorilla gorilla (western lowland gorilla), 4872 nucleotides long. It is a transcript of the gene MARVELD2, whose product is annotated as MARVEL domain containing 2. Lineage: Eukaryota; Metazoa; Chordata; Mammalia; Primates; Hominidae. The transcript is spliced from 7 exons. Gene Ontology annotation, cellular component: cytoplasmic vesicle; apical plasma membrane; bicellular tight junction. The record is from RefSeq and is a predicted model, not a curated record. The coding region runs from base 519 to 2198 and encodes 559 amino acids. Gene Ontology annotation, biological process: bicellular tight junction assembly.